Molecule: messenger RNA, 1869 nt
Organism: Salvelinus fontinalis (brook trout)
Lineage: Eukaryota; Metazoa; Chordata; Actinopteri; Salmoniformes; Salmonidae
Product: zinc finger protein aebp2-like
Exons: 5
Coding region: 72-1514 (480 amino acids)
Biological process (GO): regulation of transcription by RNA polymerase II
Cellular component (GO): ESC/E(Z) complex
Source: RefSeq, a predicted model, not a curated record
CCGCUCCAGUUGUGGGACAUGACGCCGCGCAGGACACACGUAGUGAAAAUAUCUAUUGGUGUUCAGUAAAAAUGGCUACCGCUUCUUCUGAAUUGCAAGCUCCCGCAUUGAGCGAGGAAAACAGUGAAACGCUUACAGAAAAGACCAAGGAGGAAAAGCAACCGGACACCGAUACAGAUGAACCGGGUGUUAGCAGCGUAGACGCACUGCUGAACAUGGAAGUAAGGGUAGCGGAAUGCGGGCAAGACGGAGAAGAAGGGGACGUGAAACCUGCUGCAGAGGCAGAUGAGGCUGCGGAAGCGGUGGUGGUGGUGACAGCGGCGACAACAGUCGCAGCAGCAACAGGGGUCGCGGAUGAUGAUGAUGAUGAUGAAGAAAAGACGGUGGGAUGCAAACUUGUUAAAACAGAUGAGAAUUGCUCGGACUCUACGAAACAGAGUAGCCUAGUGGGCGGUGGUGAGACUAGCGAGACAGUUAAAGAUACGGUGAAGGAAAUAGAAAGUAAACCAGAAGAACAACGAGAGCAGAGCCAGUCGCCUGUUACAGUCAGUGACUGUGUGUUAAAAAGCAAAGUCCGUGACGAUGCUCCGGUGCCCGGAGAGGAGAAAACAAGCACCCGAGGUGGGGACCGCGAGGAGCUUGCGGUGGAAGACAAGCGGAGGGCCAGCGUAGAGAUGUCAUCCUCGGACGGAGAGCCGCUCAGCCGGAUGGAUUCAGAGGACAGUAUCAGCAGUACCCUGAUGGACAUGGAGAGCACGGUUUCCAGCGGACGUUCCACCCCUGCCAUGAUGAACGGGCAGGGCAGUGCCGCCCAGUGCCACUCCAGUACCAAGAGCCAGGCAGUGGGGAACAGCUGCUGCUGGGACCAAUGUGGCCUCUGCUUCCCCUGCAGCCCUGACCUGGCUGAACACAUCAGGGGCCUGCAUGUCGACGGACAGAGAGGAGGGGUGUAUGUGUGUCUGUGGAAGGGCUGUAAGGUGUACAACACUCCGUCCACCAGUCCAAGCUGGCUCCAGAGACACAUGCUGACACACAGCGGAGACAAACCAUUCAAGUGUGUGGUGGGGGGCUGCAAUGCCAGCUUUGCAUCUCAGGGGGGGCUAGCGCGCCAUGUGCCCACCCACUUCAGUCAGCAGAGCUCCUCUAAGCUGUCCGGUCAGUCGAGACUCAAGGAAGAGUCUCCCUCUAAAGCUGGGCUUACUAAGAGGAAGAAACGAACGCAGAUGAACAAACGCAGGCGCUCGCUACUGUCUCCUCUUCCACCAGCGAGACCUCAUGAUUUCUUUGACGCCCAGACCAUGGAUGCCAUCAGACACCGGGCCAUCUGCCUCAACCUGGCUACACACAUGGAGAGCACCGGCAACGGACACAGUGUGGUGUUUCAUAGCACGGUUAGUAAACCACUUAAGAACACUUGGUCCUGCUACAACACUCCACAAGGCCGAGUGGAUCUCGGAAUCCCAAAUCAAGCCCCUUGGUACCUUGGAGAUCUGAGAGGAUUGGAUAGGUGUUAGCAAUAUGUGACUCACCACCUGGAUUCAGUCCAAUGGAGAGCGACUCAGCAAUGCAAAACGGUAUAUCAUACACUGCAGGUGAGAAACAAUAGCAAUAUGUGAGUAGAAGUACAUCACAUCUGACAGUAGUAGUAGUAGUAGUAGUAGUCCAUCACAUCUGACAGUAGUAGUAGUAGUCCAUCACAUCUGACAGUAGUAGUAGUAGUCCAUCACAUCUGACAGUAGUAGUAGUAUUCCAUCACAUCUGACAGUAGUAGUAGUAGUCCAUCACAUCUGACAGUAGUAGUCCAUCACAUCUGACAGUAAUAGUAGUAGUAGUAGUCCAUCACAUCUGACAGUAGUAGUAGUAGUAGUA